CAACUGCAAGCAGCAGGCGACGCCCGGUCACGCGCCGUUCGUUUCUUAACUCAAGCCUCUGUGACUAACCGCUUGAAAUACCCAGAUAUAUACACGCAUAUAUAUAGUUCGCCAUGGGACUAUUGAUUCGUAAGUGCAGGAAGUUCGCAGUGCAUUUCGCCGUUAAGGAGUUGCCGCCGGGACUAGACUGAAGAAAUUGCCGGAGAUUCCGCUUAUACGGAGAAAUCAUUACUGAACAAUGGCUUCCCUUACCGCCGACGUGUUGAAUUGCAUCGUCUACCGCUAUCUUCAGGAAUCAGGGUUUACGCAUUCUGCUUUUAACUUCCGCUUUGAGGCUGGCACCGACAAGUUCCCAUUUGAUGUCAAUUUGGUCCCACCAACAGCUCUGGUCACAAUCGUGCAGUUAGGACUUCAGUACAAGGAGAUGGAAGCAAAUGCCGAGAAUGACGUUGAUAUGGACUUCUGUGUGCUGCAACCUAUGGAUCUCAUCACAAAGGAUAUCGCUGAAUUGAAGAAACUUGUGAAGGGGAAGGGAAAGGGAAAGCUGAAUGUGGCCGGAGGAAAGGAUUUAGGAAAAGGAAAACAAGUAUCGAGCAGCCAUGUCAAAGGCAAGCCAACAGAGGAUCCCAAGAAAAAGGGUGUGCUUAUUUUAGGUGAUGAUGGAGUCAGGAGACGCAGCAAACGGUUGAAGAAAGUGCAUUGGGGUUGAGAAGCUACAGAAAAGUUGGCACUCGUGAAGAGCACAGGGGAGAUUUUGGACAAAAAAUUAAAAGGAUUUUUUUUUUUUUUUUUUU
This is a messenger RNA of Striga asiatica, 794 nucleotides long. The record is from the annotation of a GenBank genome assembly. Lineage: Eukaryota; Viridiplantae; Streptophyta; Magnoliopsida; Lamiales; Orobanchaceae.